CCAAUGAAUUUCACCCAGCCAUGACUUUGCAUCGUACUGAUGCCGGUUACUUCUUAGCAAUAAGUACUUAAUUUUACAACUCCGUUGAGUAAAAUUUGCGGCCCAUGGCCAUUGAUUAUUGGGUUCACCUGUAUUCAGGGACUUUGUGUACCCCGUCCUAACAAGCCGCCAAUCAACUGACGGUGUUGUUUAUAGUGUGCCAUGUGCCAUUGAGAAGGGAACGUAGGAUUGCAGCAUACAUCCGAGACAACUGGCACAGUACAGUACCCGCUCAGACAUAGUCUUACCCAGCUUUCGAACCUCACGCUACUGACUAGGACUGUUGUCAGUUCGGCUUGACGCCCGCCCACUCGCAUUCAUUUCUGGACAGGAAUGAGCAGCGUCCGAUCUUAGUUUUUCUUUCAUGACGUUUAUUGCCGUUUUCUACACAAACUGGCUGUUACUGUAAGGAGAACAAGUUAGUUUUUUGUCUCGACAAGGUGGACGGUAAAACGUAGACGAAGUUUUCGCGAUGUAUCAAGGCGUGUUCUCGCCCGUAGCGUUCCCGGCGCAGCCGACAGUUUUCCGGCCGACCAUCACCUUCCCACCGCCGCUCCAGCCCGCCACCACCUGUUCCACCCCGUUCUACAUGGAUGACAUCCUCAGGGGCUAUCACACGCACGCCGGCGGCUGCUACCUCCCGUCCCUCCCGCCCAUAUCCACCGCUAACGGUCCCACCAGCCUACGGAGUUCGCCCUACGAACUGAGUCAUACGAACGGGUGCAUUUCUACCAGAAAAUUUGCCGGCGUUAACGCGUCUUCUCCACAUCACAACGGAAAUAACGGGACAUUCCUCAAGUUUGGGGUGAACGCAAUCUUGUCAGGAAAGCAAGGCAGCCCGACCAGCCCGAGCGUAGAAGGCUGUCGGUGCGCGUUCUGCCCCCAGCCCAGAACCUACCCCCCGGCGGAAACCUACCUUAGCCCUGUCAACAAGGUGCCUUAUGCAGAGUCACCGACAACGUUCCCCAUCUUCAGCGGGUGUCACUGGGGCGCUCCCCCGGGCCUGCACCGCGGCAAGCCCCGCAGAGGGAUGCUCCGCCGCGCGGUCUUCUCGGACUUCCAGCGGAAAAGCCUGGAGAAAAUGUUCCAGAAACAGAAGUACAUCAGCAAACAGGACCGGAGGAAACUGGCCGAGAAACUCGGGUUGAAAGAUUCGCAGGUGAAGAUUUGGUUCCAGAACCGGCGGAUGAAAUGGCGCAACUCCAAAGAGCGGGAACUUCUGUCCACGGGCGGGUCACGUGAGUCCACCAUCCCGAACAAGGCCAAUCCCAACCCGGAUCUCAGUGACGUAGGACAGACGACGACAGGUGGUACGUCUCCUCUGAUUGGUUCCCCCUCACCCAGCGUCACGGACCAGAAAAGUCCCCCAUCCAGCCCGGAAAGUCCUGGGAACGAGGAGCCAGCUGACAGUGAGAAUGAGAAGUAGAUUUUGUCUCUAAGACACCAAGUAGAAUUAUUAAGUGAUUAUUAUAAUAUGUGGCUAAUAAGUAUAACAAAGUAACAUGAGCCAAAAGAUGUAUAUAUGGCUGGUAUUUGUGUUGUUACAUUUAUGCUACAAAAUAAAUUGUGUAACAUAUAUUUUAGAUUGUGACUUUGGUGAAGUACAAGCAGACGAGGUAUAAUGUUAUAUUACUUAGUUAACACUUUAAAAAGUUAAACGAACAAGCAAUAUAAGUUGCUCGAUCUAUAUAGCUAACAGAAGGGAAUCAAGUGUAAAUAUAUACAAAUCAAAAAAACAUGAAACUAUAAUGUGGUAUAUGAAUCUAUAAUUGAUUGUAUACAUCAUACAUGUAUAUCUUUAUGAAUGAUAAUUAUUGAUGAAGUAAACGACAAGAAGUCUUACGUCUAUCCUGUCGUGCUGAGAGUUAUUAAAAGUUAUGCGUUUUACGUUCCUUUCAUGAUUCAUCUCUCAGUUUUGGUUCUGCAAAGAAAUUAGUUUAAAUCUGCUAGCGUUCUGGAUCUAUUGAAGUUGUA
Messenger RNA from Branchiostoma belcheri (Belcher's lancelet), 2013 nucleotides. Its product is annotated as homeobox protein DBX1-like. Gene Ontology annotation, molecular function: DNA binding; DNA-binding transcription factor activity, RNA polymerase II-specific. NCBI's taxonomy places the organism in Eukaryota, Metazoa, Chordata, Leptocardii, Amphioxiformes, Branchiostomatidae. The transcript has 4 exons. Gene Ontology annotation, biological process: regulation of transcription by RNA polymerase II. The record is from RefSeq and is a predicted model, not a curated record. Bases 512 to 1465 code for a protein of 317 amino acids.